CCCUCUGCAUGCUCCCCUCCCCCACCGCCUAUUUCUACCUCCCUUUGCCUCCCCUCCCCUCCCCCUUCCAUCCGAAUGAUAAAGGGCUUGGCCCGCCUGCCCCCGCCUGGCCUCAGGCCCCAGCUCUGCCUCGCCACACUGCCCCAUUGCCCUGCGCCCACCACCUGGCCAGGCCCCUGCCCACGUUGCCUGCUUCCCCUGCAUGGGGCCCUGCAGCAACCCACGCCUGGGGCUCCCCGAGAGGGAGUCGCCCUCCCAGCCCCCCAAGAGGAGGAAGAAGAGAUACCUGCGGCAUGACAAGCCCCCGUAUACCUACUUGGCCAUGAUCGCCCUGGUGAUCCAGGCUGCACCCUCCCGCAGGCUGAAGCUGGCCCAGAUCAUCCGUCAGGUCCAGGCUGUGUUCCCCUUCUUCAGGGACGACUACGAGGGCUGGAAAGACUCCAUCCGCCACAACCUCUCCUCCAACCGGUGCUUCCACAAGGUGCCCAAGGAUCCUGCGAAGCCCCAGGCCAAGGGCAACUUCUGGGCAGUUGAUGUGAGCCUGAUCCCGGCCGAGGCGCUGCGGCUGCAGAACACGGCCCUGUGCCGGCGCUGGCAGAGCAAAGGUGCGAGGGGCGCCUUCGCCAAGGACCUGGGCCCCUACGUGUUGCACGGCCGGCCCUACCAGCCACCCAGUCCCCAGCCACCGCCCAGCGAGGGCUUCAGCAUAAAGUCUCUGUUAGGGGAUUCUCGGGAGGGGGCACCACGGAGCAGCCCAAGUCGGUCAGGCUCAGUGCACAAUCGGGAGGAAGAGGUACCCACUGCACUCCUGCCCUCUGAGAGGCCUCUGUGGCCCCUCUGCCCCCUCCCAGGGCCCAUGAGAGUGGAGGGGGAGACUUCCCAGGGUGGAACCAGCAGGCCCUCGCCCCUCUCCCCUGAUUCCAGAACAUGGCCCCUUCACUUACUGCAGGGUACCUCAGACCCAGGAGGGCUGUCUGGUGGAGGUCACAGGGCCUCGCUUUGGGGACAGCUGCCCACCUCCUACUUGCCCAUCUACACUCCCAAUGUGGUAAUGCCCUUGGCACCACUACCACCCACCUCCUGCCCCCGGUGCCCACCCUCAACCAACCCCGCCUACUGGGGGGUGCCCCCUGAAACCCACAGCCCCCCAGGGGUGCUCUGGGAUCUAGAUGCCCUCUUCCAGGGGGUGCCACCCAAUAAGAGCAUCUACGAUGUGUGGGGUAGCCACCCCCGAGACCUGGCUGCCCCCAGCCCAGGCUGGCUCCUCUCCUGGUGCAGCCUGUGAGCCUCCCAGGGCAGGGGCAGCUUUCCUCUCCCACCCUCUCCCGCCACCAUCUGGCUUGUUGAGGGGAAACCAAGGACAAGAGGACCAAGAGGUGUGCGUAGCUACAGCAGCAUUGAGACACGAGGCAUCAGUCGAGCUGAGAGUCCACA
Camelus dromedarius (Arabian camel) is the source of this 1434-nucleotide messenger RNA. It is a transcript of the gene FOXH1, whose product is annotated as forkhead box H1. The record is from RefSeq and is a predicted model, not a curated record. Bases 203 to 1285 code for a protein of 360 amino acids. Lineage: Eukaryota; Metazoa; Chordata; Mammalia; Artiodactyla; Camelidae. The transcript is spliced from 3 exons. Gene Ontology annotation, biological process: positive regulation of transcription by RNA polymerase II; transforming growth factor beta receptor signaling pathway. Gene Ontology annotation, molecular function: DNA-binding transcription activator activity, RNA polymerase II-specific; transcription cis-regulatory region binding. Gene Ontology annotation, cellular component: activin responsive factor complex.